Messenger RNA from Medioppia subpectinata, 1701 nucleotides. Lineage: Eukaryota; Metazoa; Arthropoda; Arachnida; Sarcoptiformes; Oppiidae. The record is from the annotation of a GenBank genome assembly.
AUGAUUGAAGGAUUUGAUUCGCGUCGACAACAGUUAGAAUCGACAGAAUCUGAAACAGACGGCGGAUGUCCUCUGAUUAUCGAAGGAGCCGAUGAUUUGCCCACUUUUGAUCUGAUCCGACGCUUCCAAUUGGAUGACAUCGAUCUGGACUUUCCGGGAGUGAAACGCGUUCGCGGAUCAAAUAAAAUACAAACCGCUUAUCGUUUGUCGAGAAAAGCAGACCUAACACUACCCACGAGACAGGUGUUUCCGGACGGACUGCCGCAACAAUUUUCAUUUGUUUGCUCUUUUAAGAAGCGUCCGUCAAAAGAGGAGACGUGGACUGUCAUUAGGAUCAGCGAUGAGUCGGGUGCCGCACAGUUCGGAAUCACUUAUCUGCCAAAGAAACAGCGCUUAGACUUAUAUACAUUGGAUUACAACAAUCGCAUCCAAACACUGAAAUUUCCAGAUAUUGUCUGCGAAGACAACGAAUGGAAUAAAAUUCAUUUCAGUGUACUUUCAGAUAACGUCACUCUCUUUCAUAACUGCCAAAUGAAAGCCACAAUUCCUUUGGCCGUCAGAACGCCUAUCAAUUUGAAUGGAGAUAUUUGGUUAGCAAAGUAUGAGAACGAUUUGUCAACAGUUCCCUUAGAUCUUCAAUACCUUGUGGUCAGUUGUGAUCCGACGCGUCCGCACAGAGAAUCGUGCGCUGAGUUUGUGUAUAAGAAACCAGUGGUAACCCUUCCGCCCCCGCCUCCCACGCCAUCGCCAACACAGCCAAUGAGUGAAUGUCCCGUCUGUCCCGAAGGCCCUCCGGGUCCUCCUGGUCAAACUGGCGUAGGUGUUCCAGGAAUUGCAGGAGAACCAGGACUGCGGGGAGAAAAGGGCGACACAGGAAUGGAUGGCCAGAAGGGAGAAAAGGGAGAGCAAGGCAUACAGGGUGUGACGGGAUUGACGGGUCCUCCUGGAAGUGAUGGAACGCCUGGCGCUGAUGGCGAAGGAUUCGGGAUUCCCGGGGAAAGAGGAGAACCGGGCAGUUCUGGACCCAUUGGACCUCCGGGUAUACCAGGAAGAGAUGGUGAACCGGGACCCGUUGGCCCACCCGGACCUCAAGGAACGACGAUUACGGGAAAAAUUGGAGUAAAAGGAGAGACAGGAGAUAAAGGAGAGCCCGGGGUUAAGGGUCCGAACGGUCAGAAGGGAGAUAAAGGGGAGAAGGGUUUGAAUGGAAGCGAUGGAGAACAGGGAUUGUCCGGAGAAGAGGGACCUCAAGGUUUACCCGGUUUGCCGGGUGCUCAAGGGUUACCGGGUAUUAAUGGCAUCCCAGGAGUAAAAGGUGACUCCGGGGCACAGGGCCCGCCCGGACAGGGCUUUGAGUCCACAUCCGGACAACUCUUUUCAACACUUCAUACAGUUGUUGUUGUGCUACACAACGUGCAGUCGGGCCCUCCCGGACAGCGCGGAGACAACGGUCCGCCGGGAGAAGUGGGGGCACCGGGAAUGGCGGGUCCGCCCGGAACGCCCGGUCCGACCGGAAACACCGGUCCCAGGGGUCAAAACGGAGCGCCGGGAGAGCCCGGAGUUUCUGGCAAAACAUAUACAGAGGAAGAAUUGAAAGAAAUUAUCACAAAUGUCUUAAGAGGCCCUCCCGGCCCGCCCGGAAGGAAUGGCAAAACACGUAUCGGACCACAGGGACAACCAGCUUAUUCUAAACAAUACUAG